This is a messenger RNA of Closterium sp. Yama58-4, 1405 nucleotides long. The record is from the annotation of a GenBank genome assembly. NCBI's taxonomy places the organism in Eukaryota, Viridiplantae, Streptophyta, Zygnematophyceae, Desmidiales, Closteriaceae.
GGGAGGGGGAGGUGAGGGGAGGAACGGGUGGAGGAGAGGAAGGGGCGAGGGGGAGGGGAAGGGCGGGAAAGGCAAAGCAGGAAGUACAGGCGAGGAUGGGGAUGAGAGUGAGGAUGAAGAAACAGAGGAAGAGGAGGAGGAGACGAGGAGAGUGGUGAGAGGAAGAAGAGAGGCCCGAGGAGGAAGCGGUUGGGGGAAGAAGAGAGGGCCCGAGGAGGAAGCGGUUCGGGGGAAGAAGAAGGGAGGGGAGGAGGAGGAAGAGACAGGGAGUGACGAGGAGAGAGAAGAGAAGGGAGACGGGAAGAGAGGGAUGGGGAGAGAUGCUGAGGAUGAUGAGAGUGGGGGCCGGCAUGGGGAGGUGCGUGAAUCAGGAAGCGGAGAGCGAAGUGGAGAGCACGAGAGCAAUACUCGAAAUGGUUUUUCCUCUUAUGCUGCUGCUGCACAUGGCGACACUGCACAUGGCGACACUGCACAUGGCGACACUGCACAUGGCGACACUGCACAUGGCGACACUGCACAAGGGCAGAGGGAAGGCGAUCCGUCGUACGGCCAGGCACAGGAGCAGCAAGGCAGUGAGUUUGGCAGCGGCAGUGGCGUGGGGAGGGAGUCAGAGUUUGGCAGAGAGCAGGGGGAGGAAGGGACUGACUUGGGCAGUGCACAGGGGGGGUGCAAGGGCGACACACGGGCUCAGGCUGUAGCGGAUGGGUUCAGAGAGGCCGCAGGGAGAUUCGUGCCGAUGCUGCCUGUUGAACAGGUGAAGCGCGUGGAGGAAGCUGCCAGGAAGUUUGCCAAGGACGGAACUAUCAUCUUCGCUGCAGCGUCGUAUGUGUACCUGCCUCUCUUCCGCAACUGGGUCACCGCUCUCAACCGCAUUGGCCUGGGCAGCAACUUCCUGCUCUUUGCCCUCGACCAGGCCAUGCAUGUGGCAGUGGAAGACGCCUAUCCCGGCCAUGCCAUGUGGCUCGAAGUGGCAAAUUUGACCCAGCAGCCUGCACCGCGCCCCACCGCUUUCCACCACCUUGGCUCCCCGGAGUUCCUGCUGCUGGCCGCCCGCCGCCCCUUCUUCGUACAAGCACUGCUUAAGGCAGGAGUGAACGCCCUCUACAGUGACCUUGACACAGUGUGGCUGAAGAACCCCCUCCCCUCCUUCCCGCCUUCUCUCGACAUCACCUUUCAAGAUGACUCCCACCUCUUCUCCCAGGAGAAUCCUCCCCCCUCCCCCUCCCUUCCUCCUCCUCUCCCUCCUCUCCUUCCAUUCCUCUCUCGCCAUCCCUCUCCCGUGGUCGCAAAUCGCUCGAGCCUCCCCGUGCCUGGCAAUGUUCCGCCAAACCAAGGCCACCGAGGCUGUGGUGGAGGAUUGGGCGCGGAGAAUGGCAACAGUAGACUACACCUACCCCGUGCCUAG